Balearica regulorum gibbericeps (East African grey crowned-crane) is the source of this 2407-nucleotide messenger RNA. Lineage: Eukaryota; Metazoa; Chordata; Aves; Gruiformes; Gruidae. The record is from RefSeq and is a predicted model, not a curated record.
AAAAUCAGCUUGAUUGGCCACCGGAAGCGCGUUCUGGCAUCUUUGGGAGACAGGCUUCACGAAGAUCCUCCUCAGAAACCACCUCGGUCAAUAACCCUCAGGGAACCCAGCGGUAACCACACUCCUCCUCAGUUGUCUCCAUCACUUAGCCAAAGCACUUUCACUACUGGUGGCUCCCUGGACGUUCCCCACAUUAUCAUGCAGGGCGAUGCAAGGAGAAGAAGAAAUGAAAACUAUUUUGAUGAUAUUCCCCGGUCAAAGUUGGAGAGGCAGAUGGCACAGUCCUCUGUCUGUGAGAUCUGGACCAACCAGAAUGCAGGAUAUCCUUUCUCAUCGAUUCAUCAGGUUCAUAAUACAGGAGACUGGGGAGAGCCUUCAAUUACCCUGAGACCUCCAAAUGAAGCCACAGCAUCAACGCCUGUACAAUAUUGGCAACAUCAUCCAGAGAAACUCAUCUUCCAGUCAUGCGAUUAUAAAGCAUUUUAUUUAGGUUCUAUGCUGGUAAAAGAGUUAAGAGGCACAGAGUCAACACAGGAUGCGUGUGCAAAGAUGAGGAAGUCUACAGAACAAAUGAAGAAAGUACCAACCAUUGUCCUGUCUGUCUCUUACAAGGGAGUCAAAUUUAUUGAUGCAACAAAUAAGAAUAUUAUCGCUGAACAUGAAAUCCGUAACAUUUCCUGUGCUGCACAAGACCCUGAAGACCUUUCUACAUUUGCGUACAUCACUAAAGACUUGAAGACUAAUCACCACUACUGCCAUGUAUUCACUGCAUUUGAUGUGAAUUUAGCUUACGAAAUCAUUCUUACACUAGGACAAGCGUUUGAGGUGGCCUAUCAGCUUGCACUACAAGCACGAAAAGGGGGCCAUUCUUCAACCCUCCCAGAAAGCUUUGAAAAUAAACCCUCCAAGCCUAUUCCCAAACCACGUGUUAGUAUUCGGAAGUCAGUGCAGAUAGAUCCAUCUGAACAAAAGACUCUUGCAAAUCUACCAUGGAUUGUUGAACCUGGACAAGAAGCCAAAAGAGGCAUUAAUACCAAGUAUGAAACUACCAUUUUCUGAUACGAAACUGUCCCCCCCGUUCCCUGUUGUGCCUUGCACGCCAAGCAGUCACAGCACAGCCUUUCCUUUAUGGCAACAUUUCAAUCCAGCAGCGAGGAAGACUGCACCGUGUGAGUGGCCUUGUAACUAACAAAAAAGGCUGACAGUCAUUUCUGGUGAUGUUCUUCUUCCUCCAGCACUGACAGAAGAAUGACACUAUAUGAAGACUUUUAAAAAUCACAGUCCACAAGAGGAGUGAGAAACCUUAUUUUUCACGCAGUUCUCCCUUGUGACUCUGCCACAGUGCUUUCUUUGAUUUCUUAUUUUAGAAUUCUACUUUUUAAAAAACAAAAACAAAAAGGUCUCUAAACUAACACUAAUGCUGCCUAUAAGUAGAAUAUUUGAUUGGUUUUUUAUUUAAAUCUUGGCAGUUUUUAAUUGAAACAGAACCAGAAUUAAUAAAUAGAGUAUUUGUGAAACCACUGAAUUAAUUCAUAAUUACUGUGUUGAAUAAAGAACUCAUUAAAGUGACAAGAAGUUAGGCACCCUGAUUUCUGUGUGGGCUGGUUUUAUAUGUAAUCGUUGGUGUCCUUUGAUCCUCUACAGAAUAGGAACCUCUUGCAUUGUAACUAAGGAUCAGAGUUUUAUGAAUGGUUGGAAAAAGGUAUUAAUAAUGCACAGAAAACAUUUAUUAGAUAUUUUUAUGGAAGAGAAGUACUAUAGGAAAACAUAUGAAUAUUUAUGGAAGGAAGCCAGAUUAAUUAUGACAAAUAUUGUUUAUUUUAAAGUUAAGUAAACCACUGCUAUUGCAGCAUUAUGAAAAUUAUAAGACUUGUAGCAUCAGUGCACUGGAUGUUCCGUGUGAUCAGUCUGGAAUGAAAGUGGAAUGGUCAUUCUACAUAUAUUUUAUGCAGUUCGAUAUUGCUAUAGCCAUGAAUUCUACUAGUAUUUUUAAAAAAUAAUCAUCUCAGUGGUUCUAAAAAAAAGUCAAAACCAUGGAUUUUGCUAUCAAGAUUUCUGUCACGGAAAGCUUGUUUGGAAGAGUAUUGAUAAAAUUCUACUGCAAAACAUUUUCUAAAUAAAAAUAGUGAGAAAAAAAUUCCAAAGUAAUAAAAAAAGUUUUCAUGGAACAAAAUAGUUAAGCAUUUGCUUAAUAUUUGAUUAAAUAAUAUUUACUUACAUUUUCUUUGAAGUGUUUUAAUUUUUUUAAUGUCUGUGGAGUAUUUGUAUAAUACCAUGAUGUAUAUUUAUGUAGAACUGAAAUUAUAACAGUACAAAUAUCACUAUAGGAGACGAAUGACAUUUUAACGUAUAUUGUUCUAUCCAGGCAAAUUGUGAAUCAUUUUGAAGUUCAUUAUAGAGAUAUUGA